Molecule: messenger RNA, 324 nt
Organism: Symbiodinium necroappetens
Lineage: Eukaryota; Dinophyceae; Suessiales; Symbiodiniaceae
Source: the annotation of a GenBank genome assembly
AUGCGCCGCAUAGCUGAUGAUUGCAAUGCCAAGGUUCGUUUGCGGGGCAUUGGCAGCGGCUUUUUGGAAGGCUCCGACGGCAAGGAGGCUAACAUGCCCUUGCAGCUAAACGUGAGCUGCACGGAGUAUGCGGAUUACGCCGGAAAGCCCAGCAUGAGCACAGAAGUGUCCGCCGUCGAUCAGGCGCCAUACUCAGCCAACCAUGCUAUAAGCCAGUCUGUGGCGACACUUCUGAGAGAUCUGUACAAACACUACAGGCGGUAUGCCCGGUCCAAGGGCAUGGAGCCGCCAGAUGCUGGGAACCUACCUGCCCUCAGCAAGUGA